Liolophura sinensis is the source of this 1041-nucleotide messenger RNA. RefSeq lists its product as uncharacterized. NCBI's taxonomy places the organism in Eukaryota, Metazoa, Mollusca, Polyplacophora, Chitonida, Chitonidae. The transcript is spliced from 4 exons. The coding region runs from base 373 to 1041 and encodes 222 amino acids. The record is from RefSeq and is a predicted model, not a curated record.
GCCAAUUUUUUUUAUCCGGGGUCAUGCAGCUGUAACAAUUAUCUACAUGACACACUACAGGCAAUAUGAGACUAUAGCCGUACCAUUUUUAUCUAUGUUUACCCCACUAUAAACAGUCAUGUAGUACACUACUAGUGUACCACAGGGUUAAUCAGGGUUAAUUUAUCUAUAAACCAUUUACAUGUGAAAGAGACACUAAAUCCUGCUUCCUUGUUUACCCCAUUAAAUUUCUGACACAGGAAAAUUUUUCAUUAAACUUUGAAGCUUGUAUUAGCCGCGGAUUUCUCCACCCCUGGUUUGGCCGUAGAAUGAUUUGAGGACACAUUUUAGUUGUACCUGUUGUUGUCUACACAGAGCAAUUGAUGGUUCUCCAUGACGCACUUUACGCCUUUACUGACACUGUGGUGUGUAUUUGUACUGAUGGUUGGAACAGGCGUUUGGGCCAGAGAUGUCCUUGGUGGAAUUGGUCUGAAGAUGGACUGUGUUAGUUCGAAUACCUCUGCCUCUGUUGAAUGGUGUAAGAAGGAACAAUGUGGUGAUGACGACCCCGCAAUUGAAUGCUGGGAACAGAACACCCUGCAAAUCGAAAAUGUGUCGUAUCACAAAGAUAAAGGCUGUUACCUGUGCAUGGACCAAGACACUAACGAAACACUACACAACGAAUCCUUCAAUAUAUACGAAACUCCUAAGAGAGUAUGGCUGACAGAUAAAACCAGUGUACCCCUAGUCUCCGUGGCCGGCAGGUUAGGCGACGUUGUAAGCUUGGCCUGUAAUGUUCCAUGCUCUAACCCGGAACCUCGUGUCCUGUGGGAAGACAGUAAUGGCAUAUCAAUAGGCAACGGAAGUCUCAUGCCAGAGGGCGAGUGCAACUACACUAGUGCCAUCGAUGUCAAACUGACUCCCGGCUUGGCGGGAAAUACCAUAAAGUGUUUAGCUCAGAAUAUUGCAAUGUGGCCGCCAGUUAGUGCAGCAUCCGAGGUUAUACUUACACCAAGAAACGUUAUUCGCCUGAAUCUUUGGUCAGCUGUCUUAUCUCUUUGA